CUCACCACUACACUCGUCACUCUCCCUCUCCCCCUACACCUCCCUGAGUUGCCUCCUACCCCCCCGCCCACAGCCUCCCCGCCGUUCCCCCUUCAGCAUCAGUCUUUGCCUCGGGGUCAUAUAAAUAAUUUCUGUCACAGCCUUCAGUCGCAGCACAUCCCAGACACUUCUUCAGAAGGCCUGGACCUCUCUUCCCUGGACCUGGUCUCGCUGGACACCCUAGACUACCUCUUCCCUGAGCCGCCCACGCCGCCCACGCCCCUGCCGGUGUCCCUGGAUGAAUCUGGGGGUGACCUUGGGGUGCUGACAUCCCUCACGCCCGGCGGGGAGUGCAUGGGCGUGCCGGGGCAGCCCACACGCCCCCCACAGAGCCACGGGUUGGAGGAGCAGCUAACCCUGACCCCCGCAGCCCUGCCAGCCCUGGAGGCCGGCCUGCCGCCAAUCGAGACCUGCCCCUGCCCCUGCCCCUGCGCGCCCUUCGGCAUCGACUUGCCCCCUGACAUGACGUGGGCGGCGGCGAGGGGCGAGGACAUGGGCGGCGGCUUGUUCUCUCAGCUACUGGAGGAUGACACAGACGAGGCACCGCCGCCGCCGCCGCCGCCGCCACCUCGCCGCCUCCUGCCCACAUUAUUUCUACAAGGCCACGACUACACGUCCAAGCUGCCCCCGCCACCCCCGCCACCUCCCAUACCCCCACCAGGCCAACGAGCCCUUCCCCAUCCACCUAGGGACGUCCCCCCACCCCCGCCGCCGCCGCCAGCGAGAGGAGAGGUGCGUGAGGAGGAGCGAGUGUUCCAGUGCACAUACGCGGGGUGCGGCAAGGUGUACGCCAAGUCGUCCCACCUGAAGGCGCAUCUCAGGAGGCACACCGGCGAGAAGCCCUUCGUCUGUACCUGGACCGGGUGUUCGUGGCGCUUCUCCCGCUCCGACGAGCUGGCCAGGCACCGAAGGUCACACUCAGGAGUCAAGCCCUACAGGUGCCACGUGUGUGAUAAGCGCUUCUCCAGAUCUGACCACCUCGCCAAGCAUCAUAAGGUGCACAGAAGGGACCGCGUGCUGGCUCUGUACGGCCCCCUCUCCUCCUCCCUCCCUCCCAGACGAUCCCGCCCACAGCAUCCGCCCGCCCACGCCCGCCCACAGCAGCCUCCCGCCCGUGGUGCAUCGGGUGGAGUUCCGGGCAGCACGUCCCAUCAGAGUGUGUCAGUAGUGGGCGUGGCGGUAAGCGUGGACGUGGGCGUGUUUGGUUUCUCACUUCACGCCCAUGGUCUGGAUUGGGCGUGUUUGUGUGUCUGUGUGUUUGUGUGUAUGUGUCUCAGUUCCUCAGGUUAAGAUCUUGUUUUUCGAGUUGUGAGUGUUUACUGUGUGUUUUUCAAAGUCCGAGUUACGACCGUUUUACGAAUACCAAGUGCCUUUUUCCUCGAGUUACGAACAUUUACGUGAGUUAUGAAUGUUUUUUAAGUGCCUUAUUCUCGAGUUACGAAUAUCUCCGAGUUGCGAACACAGCUUCCGAGUUACAAACAUGUGCUCGAAUUAUGAACACAUCCUUGAGUUACGAAGGUGGCUAGUUCCUCGAUUAUACUCAUGUGUCUUGGAGUUAGGAACAUAAUCUCGAGUUUCGAACACAUCUUUCGAGCUACAAACAUGUGCUCGAGUUAUGAACAUUUCUCUAGUGCCUUGUUUCUUAAUGUGUGGAUGCUCACUUGAGUUACGAACGAAUCCUUCCAAUACGAGCAGUUUUAGGAAUGUCUGCUUCAGGAUGUGACGCCGUGACCUUCAUAGAAAACGUGCGUCUGGUGUCUCUCAUGGCUGACUCAACUACAAUGCUCACAAUAAAUAAAUAAAUGAGAGGAAAUGCUGCCGUAAUGGUUUCUAAUAUUUUUUUUAGGUAUUUCUUUGUUUUUCGUUUUCUACUGCCUUGAAAACAUAAAAAAGAACAAAAGUCAAAGAAAAGAACAAAAAAGUUGUCUAGUGUUGCUUUCUAAUUGAGUUUCUUUAAGUUUUUAGUUGUUUGUGUUGUUUCUUUAGUUAUUUCUUUCGUUUUCUUUUUAAAGUUGAAAGAAAGUGAAAAAAAACAAGGAAUUUUUGUCUUAAUGAUAUUUUCUAGUAUGUUAGUCUUAAUUUCUGGCUUUUCAUUAGCUGAACAAGAAAAAAAAAAAAAAAAUGAGAAAAAAAAGAGAAAGGGACAAAAUGUUACUAAUGAUAUUUUGUAGUUGUAUGUUAACCAUUAUUGUUAACGCGCCGCUUCCGUGCCACUUCCGUACUGUCGCUUCAUAACACUGCCCGCGCGCUGAGCUGACCCACAAGCCCCGCCCACUCCGCCUCCAUUAGCUGCUGUACAACUGACUGCUCCGAUAAUACAACUUGUUUAUUUAUUCAAUAUUAUUCAUUUAUUUUUAUUUAUUUUUCAACGUCACUGUAGAGAAAAGAACGAUAUCAGAGAGCAUUAGACCCGUUCGUAAAAGGUAAAAUAAGGAGACAUUUUAAUGAAAGCAGCCAUAAUGUGAUUGUCGAUGGCCGCAACCUCACUGUGAAAUGAAAGAAAAAGGAAGGAAAAUAAAUGACGUGAAAAUAUUAACCCUUAAACAAAGAAAAAAAAAAAAAUUGAAAACAAAGAAGUAGAAAAAGAGAGAAAAAAACACAACAUAAACACAAGCAAAAUUUGAAUAUUUACACUUGAAAACUAACUUCCCCAAAAAAUUAAUAGAUAAACAAACAAACAAGCAAAAAUAAAACAUUGACAAUUCAGAAAAAAAUCGAAAA
Molecule: messenger RNA, 2760 nt
Organism: Portunus trituberculatus (swimming crab)
Lineage: Eukaryota; Metazoa; Arthropoda; Malacostraca; Decapoda; Portunidae
Product: Krueppel-like factor 3
Exons: 3
Biological process (GO): regulation of transcription by RNA polymerase II
Molecular function (GO): RNA polymerase II cis-regulatory region sequence-specific DNA binding; DNA-binding transcription factor activity, RNA polymerase II-specific
Source: RefSeq, a predicted model, not a curated record